UUUACUACUGUGAUUUUCUAGUGAUUCAAUUUCGUUCGUGUUUUGAUAUUUAAAAAUAUUCGUUGUAAAAAUGUUUUUACAUUUCGAUUGGAUACGUUUAUUUUACUUUAUUAUAUUUUUCAUUUUUGAUAUAAAAGCGAAAAUAGUUUAUAAUACAUUGAAGGAAGAAAUAACAAAGGCGACGGUGCAUCAGCCGAUCGUUAUCGAUAAAACAUGUCUCUUAAAACCAGACAUUGGUCCAUGUCGAUCUGAAAUCCCCAUGUACUAUUACGAACCAUCUGAUCGAAAUUGUUCCGUAUUUCUAUGGGGAGGAUGCCAAGGAAAUGGAAACAGAUUUGAUACUAAUAGAGACUGCUUGACGACAUGUCUAAGCCAAUCCGGUCAAUCCAACAAAAGACCAAAAUGGUGCAGUUUGUCUUUUGACUAUGGGUUCUGCUUUGGCGCAAUUGGGAGAUGGUAUUACGAUCCACUUUGGAAGGUCUGUAAGAAAAGAUUAUACUCUGGUUGCGGUGGAAACAAGAAUAAUUUCUACAAUAAAGAACAGUGCGAUGCAACAUGCAAAUUCGCCACUGGGUUUAUAAAACCUCCAGCAAAAAAUAGAGACGGCCUUAAGAAAGUUCUAAUUGUAAACCCUUGGAAUGCAACGACGAAGAAAGGACGAAAUCAAACAUCAAACAAAAUUGUUGCAAAACCAUCAAAUCCUAAAAAUCCAUAAAAACAAUUAUAACAGUUAUGUAAAAUGUCAAGUCGAGUCUUACUUUAAACAAAUGAUAAAGCGAUUUUAUAUCAAUGUACAGGGAAACGUUUGUUUGUCUGUUACUGUUUGUCAUUAAAAUACUCAAGUGAUUUUGAGUCUCUCAAAGAAAUAAAGUGUUGAAUAAACAUACCUUAUGUUGUAAAUCUCAUCAAACGUCUCUGACGUUUUUAAGAAUUUUUGAUAUUUAAGUAAAACAAUUUUCAUUACUAAAAAUAUAUUGUAUUAAUUUAAAAAAAUAUUAUUUACUAACAUUAUACCAGUUCUUCAUAAAAACAGACGUAGUUUUUAAGUUCUAUUUUAAUAUAUUUUGAUUUAUAAAUAACAUGUAAUAACACAAUUAAAA
Nymphalis io (European peacock) is the source of this 1100-nucleotide messenger RNA. Its product is annotated as BPTI/Kunitz domain-containing protein. The record is from RefSeq and is a predicted model, not a curated record. The transcript has 4 exons. Gene Ontology annotation, molecular function: serine-type endopeptidase inhibitor activity. Bases 71 to 715 code for a protein of 214 amino acids. NCBI's taxonomy places the organism in Eukaryota, Metazoa, Arthropoda, Insecta, Lepidoptera, Nymphalidae.